Chenopodium quinoa (quinoa) is the source of this 3912-nucleotide messenger RNA. RefSeq names its product receptor protein kinase TMK1-like. Gene Ontology annotation, molecular function: ATP binding; protein kinase activity; protein binding. The record is from RefSeq and is a predicted model, not a curated record. Gene Ontology annotation, biological process: protein phosphorylation. Bases 643 to 3615 code for a protein of 990 amino acids. Lineage: Eukaryota; Viridiplantae; Streptophyta; Magnoliopsida; Caryophyllales; Amaranthaceae. The transcript is spliced from 2 exons.
AAACAUAGUCCAAAUUUUUAUAAAAUAAAAUAAAAUAAAUUUAGUCUAAAUUGGAGCAUACAUAAGAACACUUGGAAUGGAAUGUAAGAUGAGAAUGAAGAGGGAUGACGUGUGUCGGUGAGAAGCUUCUGCAGCACAACAAAACAAAGGUACAACAUUGUUUGUUUCUUGUAUUUAUUCCUGAUUUACCCUCAGCAAGCGGCAUUUUCUCAGGUCCUUUAUUCAUAAUAAUAGCGACAGUUAUCCCCACCAAAUAUGGCUUUUUCCGUGAUUAUUAUUAAAUUAAUCAGAGUAAUUAACACUCUCACUCUAUUACACACAACACACACUCUCAAAGUCUGAAACUGUACAUUAAUCCAUUAGUACGGCAUUUUCCCAACCAAAAUUCACUCUUCUUCUACAGUUUCCAGUUGACGGUCUUAACACCCAAUUCAAUUCUAUAUUUUCCAAUUUAAGAAACUAAAUCAAUUUAGGGUUCUUCUUCCUUUUUCUGUCUGAAUCUAAUCUUCUUUUCAUAAUUCCUUACGUUACACUAAGUUCAUCCCCCAUUACACUCUUCUCUUAAAUCCUCAAACAUACAUAAAAUCCUCCAAAAUGUGUUUCAUUUUUUGCCAUUGAUGUAAUUCAUUUGUUCAAACCAGGAUGAUGAUGAUGAUGAUGCAAAAGCAACAGAAUUUAUUAUUUCUGUGGUUAGCAUUGUUGGGUUUUUGUUUGAGCUCUGUGGUUUGGUGUGUGACUGAUCCAAAUGAUCUGAGAAUUUUGAAUAAUUUCAGAAAAGGUCUGCAAAAUCCACAGCUCCUUCAAUGGCCAAAGGAUGGUGAUGAUCCAUGUGGCUCCAAAUGGAAACAUGUGUUUUGUUCGGGUAAUCGGGUCACUCAAAUUCAAGUUCAGAAUUUGGGUCUUAAGGGUACUCUUCCUGCUGAAUUCAACCAGCUUUCUAAAAUGUCCAAUUUGGGUCUUCAAAGGAACCAAUUUCAUGGGAAAUUGCCAACUUUUAAUGGGUUGUCAGACUUGGAAUUUGCAUACUUGGAUUUCAACAAUUUUGAUGAAAUUCCUUCUGAUUUCUUUGAGGGUCUCACUAGUGUCAGGGUUUUAGAAUUAGAUAAUAACCCUCUUAAUGCAACAAAAGGCUGGUCAUUGCCUCCUAAUGUGGCUCAAUUAACCAACUUGGUUAAUUUUUCAUUGACUAAUUGUAAUUUGGUUGGUCCAUUGCCUCAAUUUCUUGGUUCAUUGCCUUCUCUUAGUGCUUUGAGGCUUUCAUAUAAUAAGCUCUCCGGAGUUAUUCCCAUGAGUUUUAACAAUUCCAUGUUGCAGAUUCUAUGGUUGAAUGAUCAGGAAGGUGGAGGAAUGAGUGGGCCUAUUGAUGUCAUUGCUUCAAUGACUUAUCUUACUCAACUUUGGCUUCAUGGGAAUCACUUCACUGGAGUAAUUCCAGAGGGUAUUGGUAGUUUAAUCUCACUAAAAGAUGUUGAUCUCAAUGGGAAUCAGCUAGUCGGUCGAAUCCCUCAAAGUUUGGCUUCAAUGGAGUUGGAGAGGCUGGAUUUGAAUAACAAUAUGUUAAUGGGUCCUAUUCCCAAGUUCAACUCUGGUAAUGUUUCUUAUGACUCGAAUUCGUUUUGUCAAUCAACACCUGGACUACUAUGUGCACCAAAUGUGAAUGCUCUUUUAGAUUUUCUUGCUGGUAUCAAUUAUCCUGUUUCUCUUGCUUCUCAAUGGUCUGGUAAUGAUCCUUGUAAAGGGCCUUGGUUAGGUGUCACUUGCAAUUCUGAUUCUGAGAUUGUUGCUCUUAAUUUGCCUAAUCGAAAUCUUAGUGGCACUCUUAGUCCUUCUGUUGCUACCUUGGAUUCGUUGAGUCAAAUUAGGUUGGCAAGAAACCAUCUCACUGGUCAAAUUCCUGCCAACAUUACUCAGUUAAAAUCUUUGACAUUGUUAGAUGUCUCCCAAAACAAUUUCAAACCUCCAUUGCCAAAAUUCAAUGCUGGUGUUCAGGUAGAUAUUGAUGGAAAUCCUUCUCUUGUUUCUAACCAUAGCGGGAAAUCACCUCCUCCUGUUGCUCAUCCACCACCCCUUAGCAGUCCACCAGUGGUUGAAUCCCCUUUACCAACUCCAUCCCCUGGCUCAUCUCGAGGAAGUGUGAGAGCACCUGCACCUGAAAAGAAACAUUUUGCUGGUGUUUCCUCGAAGCAGAGUUCAAGUGCUUCCUCGAAAGAAAAUACCAAACCUCAAAAAUCAAAAAGAGUUGCCUUCAUUAUUGUAGUUGCUGCUAUUGCUGCUGCUAUUGUGGUCAUUCUUAUUUUGAUCCUGUUUUAUGUAUUCUGUUGUAAGAAGAACAAUGCUACUGUUGAGGCACCUUGUUCUGUGGUUGUUCAUCCAAAGGACCCAUAUGAUCCAGACAAUAUGGUCAAGGUUGCAGUCUCAAGUAACAACACUGGAAGCUUAUUUACCAAAACUGGUAGUAGUUCUGGGAGUAGAAACAGCAGCCCAAUGGAAAAUUCUAAUUCUCAUGUAAUAGAAUCUGGAAAUUUGGUUAUUUCAGUUCAGGUUCUUCGUAAAGUGACCAAUGAUUUUGCCCCGGAAAAUCAACUUGGUCGUGGUGGGUUUGGAGUAGUUUACAAGGGAGAACUUGAAGAUGGGACUAUAAUAGCAGUUAAGAGAAUGGAGGCUGGGGUGAUUAACAGCAAACAAUUGGAUGAAUUUCAGGCUGAAAUUGCAGUCUUGUCUAAGGUUAGGCAUCGCCAUUUAGUGUCUCUCUUUGGUUACUCCACGGAAGGCAAUGAAAGGCUUUUGGUUUAUGAGUACAUGCCUCAUGGGGCUCUAAGCAGGCAUCUGUUCCAUUGGAAAAAUAUCAAUUUGGAACCUUUGUCUUGGAAAAGGAGGCUUGUUAUUGCUUUGGAUGUUGCUAGAGUGAUGGAAUAUCUUCACACCUUAGCACAUCAAAGCUUCAUACACCGUGACCUCAAAUCUUCCAACAUUCUCUUGGAUGACGAGUUUAGGGCGAAAGUUUCUGACUUUGGGUUGGUGAAACUUGCUCCUGAUAGAGAUAAAUCUGUUGCAACCAGACUUGCUGGAACUUUUGGGUACCUUGCUCCUGAAUAUGCUGUGACAGGGAAGGUUUCAACUAAAGUGGAUGUCUUCAGCUUUGGGGUAGUACUAAUGGAACUAUUAACUGGAUUAAUGGCACUUGAUGAGGAACGUUCUGAAGAGAGCCGGUAUUUAGCUGAGUGGUUUUGGAGAAUAAAAUCAAACCAAGACACAUUAAUGGCUGCAAUUGAUCCAGCUCUGGACAUCAAAGAAGAUGCUUUCGAGAGCAUAAGCAUAAUAGCUGAUCUUGCAGGGCACUGCACUGCAAGAGACCCGAACCAUCGGCCAGAUAUGGGGCAUGCUGUGAGUGUGCUUGCACCACUAGUUGACAAAUGGAAGCCAUUUGAUGAAGAUAUUGAGGAUUAUUCAGGUAUUGAUUACAAUCUGCCACUGAGAGAGAUGUUAAAGGGAUGGCAAAAUGAAGCAGAUAAAAGCAAGGGGAAUAGCAGUGCAAGCAUGGAUGAUAGCAGGGGAAGUAUACCUGCUAGGCCUACUGGAUUUGCAGACUCUUUCACUUCAGCGGAUGCCCGAUAAGUUUAAAUUUUAGAGAAAAUCCUUUAUAUAUCAGGCAAUUAAGUUUUCUCCAUUAAAUUAUUUGGAAGUUUCUCCUCUCUUUGGAGUAGUAUCGCAAUCUGACACAUUUAGGCGUUCAGAAUUUUUGUGCUUUUAUCUUCUUUUUUUUGGUGGCUGAUUAAAAUUUUUGUUUUUCUUAGUGUGUACAUCUGCAAGAAACCCCCCUCGGAUAUGGUAGUAAUAUAUCACAGUCCUGUGAUUCAUUGUCUGUACAAAUUAAUAAUAAUAGUAAUACUAUAAUUUUGUGGUUUUUCUUUA